Drosophila biarmipes is the source of this 712-nucleotide messenger RNA. RefSeq names its product E3 ubiquitin-protein ligase RNF181 homolog. The transcript has 4 exons. The coding region runs from base 150 to 593 and encodes 147 amino acids. Lineage: Eukaryota; Metazoa; Arthropoda; Insecta; Diptera; Drosophilidae. The record is from RefSeq and is a predicted model, not a curated record.
GAGCGCAGGAGACGGCGAAAAAUCGGAAAAUCAAUUAGUGAAUAAUACGAAAUCGGUGCAAGAUAAGUGCCCGUGUGAAAUUGCUUUUUCGGCGAUUGGUUUUUCAUCGAUUUUGCAGAGGAAAAACAGAUUUCAAGAGGCGCUCUGCCAUGUCGGACUACUUCGAGGAACUGGGACACGAGCCCACUGGGCCGGAGGGAGCCAAUGAUUUGGCCAGAAACUUCCGACGCCUCCAGGUGCUGGCCAUAAUGAACGGCAUCGACAUGGAGAUCGAGGUGCCGGAGGCCUCCAAGCGGGCGAUAGCAGAGCUCCCGGUCCACGAGAUUCUCGCCUCGGAGGUGGACGGGGACUUGGAGUGCUCCGUGUGCAAGGAGCCUGCUCAGGAGGGGGAGAAGUACAAGAUCCUUCCCUGCAAGCACGAGUUCCACGAGGAGUGCAUCCUGCUCUGGCUGAAGAAGACCAAUUCCUGUCCCCUGUGUCGCUAUGAGUUGGAAACGGAUGAUCCUGUGUACGAGGAGCUGCGAAGGUUCAAGCAGGACGAGGCUAACCGAAGGCAUCGCGAGAACACUAUUAUGGAUUCCAUGUUCGGAUAAUUCGGUGUUUUAAUUGAGCAAUGCAUAAAAACCAUUUUUGUAAAGCGGUUCUGGGUCAAAUUUUCAGUUUGUGAUGGAAUAAAGGCGUUUUUGGGGAAAUUAAAUAUUUCAAUGGAAAA